Molecule: messenger RNA, 183 nt
Organism: Loa loa (African eye worm)
Lineage: Eukaryota; Metazoa; Nematoda; Chromadorea; Rhabditida; Onchocercidae
Exons: 2
Source: RefSeq, a predicted model, not a curated record
AUGACCGAUUGUUCACAAGAUUUUCAUUAUAUUGCAACAGAAUUUCAACGUAAAUUUCCACCACAAACAGCACGUGAUAUACGUGAGAAACGAUUAGCAGAAGUGAUUAAAGAACGAUUAAUUGAUUGUAAUCAAAAAUCACAAAAUAAUCAUUGGCAAAAUAUGAUUGAAUUAUUAGCAAAA